Entamoeba invadens IP1 is the source of this 1029-nucleotide messenger RNA. RefSeq lists its product as hypothetical. Bases 1 to 1029 code for a protein of 342 amino acids. Lineage: Eukaryota; Evosea; Mastigamoebida; Endamoebidae. The record is from RefSeq and is a predicted model, not a curated record. The transcript has a single exon.
AUGAUAGGAGCAGUUUCUAUGUCUGUUGAACAUGAGCUUUCGAAAAUUAAGGACAAGCACGUUCGGAAUUACUUGAACUCUAUCGGGCUGACAUCUAAAGCCAAUUUUCUUUCGAAAAUUGAGCUAUUUACCAGCUCUCUUUCCAAAAAUGUUCAAUCUGAACUUCUCUCUCUUUCACCAAAAAGCACUGAUCUUUUUCCAGUUGACAAAAGUUACUUCGAACGAUACUCAAAACUCAAGAACCUUUCAAGAUCGCGAAAUGAUGACGAGAUUUCGAAAUUUAUCGGAACGAUCACCAAAACAGAUCUUGAGAUUCUUGCUUCAGAAUAUUUUUGUGGAACGAUGCUCUCUCAGAUUGUCCGUGAUUGUGCUGUAAUGAAACUUUUACCUCCAGAUUUGUCAAAAGUAGCUGCAGAGACGCUUUGUAAUCGCAUGGAGUUGUCAAUCAGGGUGCAACAGUGCCUCUGUAAAAAGCCACAAAGCGAAAAUAAAGAAACUAUAAAAGUCAAUGAUGUCAAAGCGUGCGACGAGAAUACCUGCAUUUCGGAAUGCAUGAGCUCAUUAACGCAGUGGACGAAGACGACAAGUGCAAAGUUACUCUUUGACACUGACACAGCCGAGUCUUCCGUUCAAUGUUUGCGCUCUGAAAUAGAAACCCAUCACAAAAUUGCGGUUCUUUGUUUCGCCUCAGACGGCACUUCGUUCGGCGCGUUCUUCGAGAAAGUUCCAGGAGAUUGCGAGAUUGACAAUUCUCAUUUUAUUUUCUCUGUUUAUCGGAACGGCUCAAGACAUUUAAAGAGGUUUAGUCAGAGAAAAAACAUAAAAGCGUGUGCUUCUUUUUUGGAGAAGAAGUCCAAUUUAAUGGUGUGGGGAAAUACAGUUGGUUAUAUCUCCCUUGGCUCAUUGGGUAAGGAAAAGAGUAUUUGUUGCUUCCUUUCAAAUACGUAUGACUGUGAAGAUGAAGACUUGACUGGGAAUAACUGGGUUGCCUUUACGAUCAAGCGUGUGGUCAUCAUACAAGUGUCAUGA